Messenger RNA from Vitis vinifera (wine grape), 2220 nucleotides. RefSeq lists its product as uncharacterized. NCBI's taxonomy places the organism in Eukaryota, Viridiplantae, Streptophyta, Magnoliopsida, Vitales, Vitaceae. Bases 152 to 2101 code for a protein of 649 amino acids. The transcript is spliced from 5 exons. The record is from RefSeq and is a predicted model, not a curated record.
CCAAAAAUUUCUUUUCCUUUCUAUAAAUACGAAGUCCCAUUUCCUCCCCGGUGAUUUCAGCCUCUCUCCCUUCAACAUCCCAAUUUCUGAUUUCUUUUUCUCACACUUUUAACUUCCCAAUCUCUGAUUUCUUGUCCAUCCUCUCUUUGUGAUGGAACGAGGGCAACUCUUAUUGGGAGAGAACCCGAGUGCUCAAAAGGUGGAUCCAAACCAUGGCAAAGAUUGUGGUGGAGCCAUGGGCUCCUCGGCAUCAAGUACUUCCAAGGGAUCCCGAGAUUUAUCCAAUGGCUCUGAAUCGUUUCGAAGGCUAGAGGUGGGUGUACCAAACACCAACUCCUCACAGAAGAAGCUCUCUUGGUUGAGAUCCCAAAUUGUGGGUGGGGACGCAGAGUUCAGCUCCCCCUUUGGAGUCCGCAGGCUCACCUAUGCUGAUCAUACUGCCUCAGGCCGGUGUCUACGCUACAUCGAAAACUACAUCAACGAUAAUGUUCUUCCCUUCUAUGGGAACACUCAUACCUGCGAUAGUUUUGUGGGAAGCCGGACUACAAAAAUGGUGCAUGAAGCCACCAGGUACAUCAGGAAGUGCCUAGGCGGUCGACAAGAUGAUGCACUCAUGUUCUGCGGCUCAGGCACCACUGCAGCCAUCAAACGGCUACAAGAGGUAAUGGGGAUCACUGUUCCAUCCGUUCUGAGAGAGAGAGUAUUGAAAACUUUUAGGAGCGAGGAAAGAUGGGUUGUCUUUGUGGGGCCUUAUGAGCACCACUCCAACCUCCUGUCAUGGAGGCAAAGCCUAGCAGAAGUGGUGGAGAUUGGUUUGGAUGAUGAUGGCCUACUCGACAUGGAAGCUCUAAGACUACAACUUGAAUCUUAUCGCCGCUCCAACCGCCCCUUGCUGGGUUCUUUCUCAGCUUGUAGUAAUGUAACCGGAAUAUUUACAGACACCCGAGCGCUGGCUCAGCUUCUUCACCGAUAUGGAGGUUUUGUAUGCUUUGAUUUUGCUGCAAGUGGUCCUUAUGUGGAAAUUGAUAUGAGAUCGGGCGACAUUGAUUGCUACGAUGCCAUUUUUUUAAGUCCACACAAGUUUCUCGGCGGACCUGGGUCCCCGGGUAUCCUUCUAAUGAGCAAGGCGCUCUACCAACUCGGUUGUUCAGCUCCAUCAACUUGUGGGGGUGGGAUUGUUGAUUUUGUCAAUGGCUUUAACGAAAAGGACACAUUAUAUUUGGAGGACAUAGAGGGAAGGGAAGAUGUUGGAACUCCACCCAUCAUCCAGAAAACCAGAGCAGCAUUGGCUUUCUGGGUAAAGGAAUACGUUGGCUACAACGUUAUAGAAGAAGAGGAGAACAAUUACACUGAAGCAGCACUGGAGAGGCUUCUACCAAAUCCAAACAUAUGGGUUUUAGGAAAUACAACCGCAAAGCGUCAAGCCAUCCUGUCAUUCCUUGUUUACUCCACCACAAACUCUGCCUCAGAUGACAUGAGUAGAGAGGAAACAAAGGGAAGGUUUUACAUGUGGAGAGAGACGGGGAAUAGAAAAGAUAAGCCUCUUCAUGGACCUUUUGUUGCAAAGCUCCUCAACGACCUGUUUGGCAUCCAAGCUCGAGGUGGGUGUGCUUGUGCUGGACCCUACGGUCACAGCUUGCUCAAGGUGGAUGAGACCCAAUCCCUUGCAUUCAGAUCCGCCAUCCAAAAGGGUUAUUCAGGAAUCAAACCCGGGUGGACGAGAAUUAGCUUCCCCUACUACAUGUCAAGCGAGGAGUUCGAGUUCAUCCUAGAUGCACUGGAAUUCAUAGCUACUUACGGCCAGCGCUUCCUCCCUCUGUAUCACUUCAACUGGAAAACAGGCAGCUGGAGCUUCAGGAAGAAGGCACUCAAAGAUACCUCGACUCCAACACUCUCUCUCUUCAAGGCCAUGCCAGCAUUUAGUUCAAUCAGUGAUGGAUCAAGACUACACACCCAUGCUGGCAAUAAAGAUGAAAUAAUCAGCAGAUACGCAUCAUAUCUGGCGACUGCAAACAAAAUCGCCAGUCUCCUUGAGAAGUUCCCUCCCCAUCGUAGAAUUCCAGAAGACAUAGAUGUCAACCUCAUCACAUUCAGAGUGUAGUCUCACCUUCAAUUUCUAACUUGUAGCCUACUUAGACCAAUAUUUCAUCAUCUAACUGUAUUCAUUCAAUUAAUUUUGGGUUUGUCCUUCCGCCAUAUUCUUUCUCCUACUUGUACAUA